This is a messenger RNA of Ictidomys tridecemlineatus (thirteen-lined ground squirrel), 2652 nucleotides long. Lineage: Eukaryota; Metazoa; Chordata; Mammalia; Rodentia; Sciuridae. The record is from RefSeq and is a predicted model, not a curated record.
UAUUCCAUAAGGAUGAAGUUAAAAAAAAAAAAAAAAAGUGAAAGCCAGCAAAGGGAGGAUAUACACUAAAGGGACAUUCAACCAAAUGAGAAAUUAAGACAAAUCAAAAGCCAGCAAUAAACCAAAAUGACAGGGAAUAUAAAUCAAAUCUCAAAAAUAACCCUGAAUGUUAACAGCCUAAACUUAUCAAAAGACAUAGACUGGAUCUUAGCCUUGCAACCAGCCAGCAAGAAAUGCCGCGGUCCCUGGAAGCCUGCGUCCCAGGCCCACAAAAAAAUGAUGAAAGCUCUCUGCAAGAAAAAGAUAAAGGUGAGAAUUCUUUCCAAGGGAAUUCUGACAAGGAAAACGUAAAUUAUGAAGAUGAUAAAAAUGAGCUUCCACCAUCAAACCUCCAGAAGGAUGAUGGAAACAACCAGAUGGUGGAUGUCCAUGAGGACCCUGAAGUAAGACAUGACUCCUCUACCUUCCAAGUCAACAAUGGGAAUAUAAAAUGGAAUAAGGAAUGCCAAGAUAAAAUUCCUUCAGAAAAAGAAAUGAAAAAGAGCACACAGGAUGAAGCUGUGGGGAGAAGGUUCAAGAUCACAAUUCCUUAUGGGAUGAAGUAUAAUAAGACUUGGCUAAUGAAUUCAAUCCUGAGCCAUUGCUGUGUCCCCUUUACACCAAUUGAUUUCCACUAUAUCAAAAAUCGGGCCCAAUUUUUUGUCCAGGAUGCUAGUACUGCCUCUGCAUUGAAAGAUGUCAUGCAAAUUUGUGAUGAGGAAAAUCAAAAGAUAUCGAUCUUUGUCAAUCCCUGUAUUGAACCAAAUACCUUGCAGAAUAAAUUCACUCCAGAAAAAAUGGAGAAGCUAAUGCUAGUGAUGAACAAACGAUAUGAUGUCUCACAGCAAGCCCUUGAUCUCCAGAAGCUCCGCUUUGACCCAGACUUGAUGGAGCAUGACAUUGACAUGAUCCUAAACCGAAGACAGUGUAUGUUUUCUACCCUUCAGAUCAUUGAAAGGAAUUUCCCUGAGCUGUUGUCCUUGAACUUGUGUAACAACAAACUAUACUGGCUGGAUGGCCUAUCUGACAUUGUAGAGAAAGCCCCCCAAGUCAAGAUCCUGAACCUCUCCAAAAAUGAGCUGAGGACCUCCAAGGAGUUGGUCAAGCUGAAAGGGAUGAAGCUGGAAGAGCUAUGGCUAGAAGGAAACCCCUUGUGCAGUGACUUCCCAGAGCAGUCUGCUUAUGUAAGUGCUAUCCAGGAUUGUUUCCUCAAUUUGUUACGCCUGGAUGGCCAGGAGUUACCAGAAUCAAUUGGAAUUGACAAUGAAACACCUGAAAUAAUAAAACCUUGUAAGGAAAGCUAUAAAGGAUAUGAUAAUCUGAAGAGUCUAGUAUUGCAAUUCCUGCUUCAGUAUUACCUCAUUUAUGACUAUGGAGAUCGACAGGGUCUCAUUGAUGCUUACCAUGAUGAGGCCUGCUUCUCCCUGACCAUUCCCUUCAACCCUGAGGACCCAGACUCGAAUAGCUUGGAAGAGUAUUUCAAGGAUAAUAGAAAUAUAAAGAAGCACAAGGACCCCUUUUUGCAGAUGCAGCUGCUAAAGCACACAAAAUGUGACAUUGUGAACUGCCUCAGUGUAUUGCCCAAAACUCAGCAUGAUUUUAACUCGUAUGUGAUAGACCUAUGUGUCCAGACAGAAAUGAUGCUCUGUUUUUCUGUCAAUGGAUUGUUCAAGGAAGUGGAAGGAAAGUCUCAGGGUUCUGUUUGUGCCUUCACCUGGACCUUCAUCUUAACUUCUGGCAGCAAUUCCAGUCUGUGCAUCGUGAAUGAUGAGAUGAUUGUGAGGAAUGCCAGCCCCAAAGAGACCGAGAGCGCCUUCUCCAUCCCCAUGCUUACACCCUCCUCCAACUAUGUGCCUGACCUCUACCAGGAGCAGCAGGGAAUAGCACAGCCUUUCUCCACCAAGUCUGAGAUGCAGAGCCUUGAGCGCUCUCAGAAGUGCCUUGAAGACAAGGAGGAGAUAACCAGAGUUGGUCAGGUCUUCACUGUGUUCCAGGUCAAGAAUCCACAGGAGGCCUCAAACAGAUGCCCUAAAAGGAACCCUUGAAUGUCAUUUUCCUUUUAAUCCACAUUAUUGUGUCUCUCUUACUAACUUAUGACCAUGCCCAUGUCUGAGGUUGACAGUCUUGCUGUUCAAGAAGCCAAAGUUAACUUGUAGGUCGGGUAAUACAACUAUCCAAAAAGCCAGUUGUUAUAUGAUUAUUUUUCACCACUGAAGAUGGCUGUUUAUUAUCAUAAUAAAGAGUGAAAUAGCAUGUUACAAAAAAAAAAAAAAAAGACAUAGACUGGCAGAUUGAUUAAAAAGCAAGACCCAAUAAUAUGCUGUCUUUAAGAGACUCACCUGGGCAAAGAUGUCCACAGGCUGAAGGUGAAAGGAUGGGGAAAACUUAUCACUCUUAUGGAUUAUGUAAACAAGCAGGGGUUUCCAUUCUCAUUUCAGAUAAAGCAGAUUUCAAACCAAAGUUAAUCAAAAGAGACAAAGAAGGGCAUUUCAUACUCCUUAAGAGAAGUAUAUAUAAGCAGGACAUAACAAUUAUAAAUAUUUAUGCCCCAAACCAGCUCAAUUCACAAUAGCUAGACUAUGGAACCAACCAAUAGAUGAAUGGAUUAAGAAA